AUGAAUAAUUAACAAACAAUUUCAAAUAACUCCAUGACAGAAUAAGCAGUAGAGGAUCAAUCAUAUGAAUAGGAAGAGGACGAAGAUUUGGAAUAAUAUACACAACAAUUAAACCUAAAAUAAUUAUUAAAGAACUCAGAUUCUUUAAUGUAACAGAUCAAUUUAUUGAAUGAAUAGGCUACUGUAAAAAUCAAAUAGCAGAAAUACAAGGAGGCUUUGAAAUUAUUAUAAUAAUCCGAAUAGAUGUUGGAAUUUGCUGCAAGUUGUGGCAGGGUUAUCGACAGGAACCUUAUUAUAAUAAUUUUAUAUAAUCAAGCUUGCACUUAUUAAUGUUAAUGGGUUCUGGAUAAAUGUUCUAAAUAUUUGGAUGGAGUGAUCUAUAAUAUGGAAUUAGCAAUUAAGGAAGAUGAGCAGGAUCUAGAGAAUUUGGCUAGUGCUCAAGAAAAAUAAGCAUAACUAGUGAAGAGAUACACUUUUUUAGCCAAAGCUUAUUUACAAUAUACAGCAAUUUUAAGCCAAUUGGGAAAGCAUAAUAAAGCACUUAUCAAUUCAUAAAAAGCAGCCUCGAUUAUGAGAGAGUUGUUUAAGAUAGCCAAUCAAUUCUGUGUUUAAUGGUUGCAGACUAAUGGAUCUUCAGGGACUGCCACCACUUCUUAAUCUAAUAUUUCAGUCAGGAGCAAUCAGCAAGAGUAACAAUAAUAGGAAUAGGAUAAAUAGAAGAGAGGCCAAAAGUAUAGGAUGAAGGAUGAAAUUGAAUUCAGUAAAUUAGUAAUUGAUGGUGCACAAGAAAUAUUGAAGGAUAUGAUAAAAUAAGUUGAACUCGAAAAAAUUCCAGUGAAUGAGAAACAAUUAUUGAAAGAAGCCAAGAAGUAAUUAUAUUAUUGGAGGAAUAAUCCAGAAAACAAUGAAAAACAUUUACGAAAAGAAUUGAAAUUAGUAUCUCAAAAUGAAGAAUAUCGAUCAUUAUUGGGAAUUCAGAAUUUGGCUGAGUGGAUCAAGAAUUUUAACAUUGGAUCUAUAAUGCAUAUGGCACCCUAACUUUAUGAUGAUUUCACAUAGUUCGGUGAAAUGAUUUAUGAAUUAGCCAAAAGAUAAAUACUCGAAAAAGUAAUCUACUUCUCUAUUUCUUACUUUACUAUAGCUACUGAAUUAAGAUUUGUGGAAUUGGACAAAGCUAAGCAAAUGGGCUUAAAAGAAGAUAAGAUUGAUACUGAGGAAUUCAAAUUAAGUGAAUUGUACCACUUAAAGUCUAUUGAAAUAGCCUGUCGUCACAUUACUACCUAAUCUCCCUACAUCAGUCAUCUGAUUACUAGUUAUCACAAACACUACAAUAUAAAUUUGGAUAUCAUAAAGGAAGAAUCGAUAUUAUCAAGUACUUCUGAGAAAUAAACUAUUGUGAAUCCAGAACCCUAGAAAUAGAAUCAGAAGUUGUAAAUCCAAAUUUUAAAUGAUGAUAAGUUCAUUGUUAAAUAGGAUCAAUCUCCUAAACUAACUAAUAACUUCAUUACUAAGUUUUUGAAUUCCAGAUCUCCUCCCAAAACUUCAUAGCAAUCCAAAAUUAAAAGCAUUAUUCAGAAUUAAGCUGAUUUGAUUGAACAGAUGAUUACUCAGAAGAGAGGAUCUGAUUACUCCCCUACUAAUUAAUAGAAGAAUCUUAAGUAAUAAAAUUAAGGACAAUUUGAUUUCAGUGUGUAUCUUAAGAAAUAGUCCAAUCCCUGUAAUACUAGUAAUAGCGAGAUCAAUUAGACUCAAGAGUUCAUCAAUAAUACCAUGGCUAUUUAAUUGCAGCCUCAUAAGAAUAAUCCCAAUUUCAGAGCCAACCCCAUAUAACAAAGUCCCACGAAUAACAAUAACUAAUUGAAAUCCCUGCUUUCCGAUGUCUGUAGGACUGAGAGACAGACGGCAAUUGAUAAGUAGAACUCGCACACUCCCAUUAGUUAUAGAGUAAACAACAAAUCUCCUGAUUCUUCUUAUGUCAACUCCUAGAAACCUAAGCAAUAGUAGGUGCAUUAAAAUAAAACACCUUAAAAUCGGCUUAGAACUAAUACAGAAUAAUAGUAACCAUGUUUUCCAUUUAAGUUCGAUACUAUUCAAUCCUUACUGAAGAAUAAAGGAAACAUUCUAAAAUAUAAGUGA
Messenger RNA from Paramecium tetraurelia, 2136 nucleotides. RefSeq lists its product as uncharacterized. Gene Ontology annotation, molecular function: protein binding. NCBI's taxonomy places the organism in Eukaryota, Ciliophora, Oligohymenophorea, Peniculida, Parameciidae. The transcript has 6 exons. The record is from RefSeq and is a predicted model, not a curated record.